Molecule: messenger RNA, 2024 nt
Organism: Exophiala oligosperma
Lineage: Eukaryota; Fungi; Ascomycota; Eurotiomycetes; Chaetothyriales; Herpotrichiellaceae
Exons: 6
Coding region: 262-1815 (517 amino acids)
Biological process (GO): transmembrane transport
Cellular component (GO): membrane
Molecular function (GO): transmembrane transporter activity
Source: RefSeq, a predicted model, not a curated record
CGAAAAUACUCGACACCCGCCGUAGUCGACAUCAAUCGACCUCUCGGAGGUUGCAGCACGAAUCCAGGCCACUGUAAGUCGAUGACCGAUAACGAGGCCAUCAUGAUGGUUGCGAGCUAGGCGUAUCCGUUCGCAUAUCGGCACCCAGCUACUCCAUACAAGCUCGAGACAUCAUAUAUAUAAUGCAAUGGAGGCAGUGUUCUCACGGUAUAGCUGACCUCCAUACUUUUGUUUUCGCCACUCCACCUCUCGGAAAGGAAAAUGUCUGUCGAAAACACCCAAAAGUCCCUCGCCGGCGACGUCGUCGCCCGCCCAGAGAAAGAAUUUGAUGUCGACGAAAAGCAAACCGGGCAUGACUUCGACACAGGGGAUAUAAUUGACACUGCCGAUUAUACCCCCGAGCAGUACAAGAAGAUCAGAUGGAAGGCAGACCUUUACCUGAUGCCUUUGCUUUUCUUCGUCGAUGGUAUCCAAAUCGUUGACAAGAACGCCAUCAGUAUCCAGGCCGUGUUUGGCAUGCGCCAGGACACCAACCUCCACGGCCAACAGUACCAGUGGCUGACGACCAUUUUCUACUUGAUAUACCUGGUGGCCGAAUUCCCGUCGGUUUACAUCCUGCAGAGGUGGAAGGUCGGCUGGACCUUGAGCUUCUACAUGCUGGGCUGGGGCGUGUGCGUCAUCUGCAUCAGCGCCGCCCAGAACUUCGCCACCCUGAUUGCCCUGCGUGCCCUCCAGGGUAUGUUCGAGAGUGCCGUCAAGCCCGGCUUCCUGCAAAUCACCCAGGCCUGGUACAAGACCGAAGAGCACUCCAGCCGUUCCCUCCUGUGGCAGUCGUCCGAAGGUGUCAUCGCCGUCAUCUGUAACUUGAUCCUGUACGGCAUCGCCCGACACGCCGAACACCACUCUGGCCUCGCCGCCUGGCGAUGCGUCUCGCUGUUCCUGGGUGCCCUCACCAUCGUCGGUUCGGUCUGGAGUUUCUUCAUUCUCGGAACGCCCCACGAAGUGCGAUGGUUGAGCAACGAGGAGAAGCGUAUCGCGACUGCCCGUGUUAUUGAGAACGGCGCUGGUCAAGACACCACCGGUAAACGAUGGGAUUGGGACCAAGUUUGGGAGGCGCUGCGCGACCCUCAAUUCUACUUUUCGUUCCUCAACACCUUCAUCACUUGCAUUCCCAACGGUGGCAUCACUUCGUUCGCAUACCUCAUGUACGAAUCCUUUGGGUUUGACUCAUAUCAGUCCAUGUUGUACGGUCUGCCUCGUAUCUCGGUCUACACCUUCCUCUUCAUCGGUGUGGCGUGGUACACACAAAAGGUCCAGAACCAACGUCUCUGGAUUACCUUGCCCUGCUGUCUUAUCCCUUUUGCGGGCAUGCUGGCCAUGUCUCUACUACCAAACGACCCACAGUACAAGUGGAUCAAAUGGGGAAUGUUCAUGUUGACGAUCGUUUUUAACCUCGCCACCUUUGUGGCCUGGAGUUUGCUACCCUCCAACUUUCUCGGCAAGACAAAAUACUCCUUCUCCUCCGGCAUGACCUUGGUCGCUUACUGCACGGGCAACAUGGUCGGCUCUCAGGUCUUCCGGACCAAGGACGCCCCUCGGUACACCCUGGGGACCAUCGUCUGUUCCGCCUGUUUCGGGUUGCAGUUCUUCGUCCUCCUCUGCUGGCGUCUGUACUACAUGUGGGAGAACAAGCGCCGUGACCGCCUCAUGGUCGAGAUGGGCGUUUCCGAGGAAGACCGCGUGCGCCUGGCCAGGGAGCUGGGUCAACAGGACAAGACCGAUCGCCAGAACAUUUACAUUCGGUACGCCAUGUAAAAAUAAAGAGAAAAAGAGUUGGGAAAGAGAUUGGAUAACCCAGGACACACAUGGCCAGGUGGAAACAAAUGGGUUGGGUUUUUUUGUGUAAACUUGACGACACAUGGCGAGAAUUUGUCUGACUGAUGAGAUGGUGACAAUCGAUCGGAUCAUCAACAAAGCUGGUAUUUAUUAUUGAAUAGCUGUUUCUCGACAAUGUGAUUCUGCCC